Molecule: messenger RNA, 822 nt
Organism: Pogona vitticeps (central bearded dragon)
Lineage: Eukaryota; Metazoa; Chordata; Lepidosauria; Squamata; Agamidae
Product: interleukin-8-like
Biological process (GO): defense response; chemotaxis; immune response
Cellular component (GO): extracellular region
Molecular function (GO): chemokine activity
Source: RefSeq, a predicted model, not a curated record
ACCUCUGGAGCUCAGUCAAGCACAACCCUUCUCUGGAGAACAAGCAUCUUGCUUCUCAGGACCACAGCCAAGAAAAACAUUGCUCGCCUCACUAUGAACACCAAGAUGGUCGUCACCCUCCUCGCACUUUUUCUGGUCUCCGCUGCUCUGACAGAAGCCACCCCCCUGGCUCGGUUCGGAAGUGAGCUUCGGUGCCAGUGUAUAAGCACUCACGCCACUUUCAUCCCUCCUUCUAAAAUCCAGGAUGUUACGCUGACCCAAAGUGGGCCCCACUGCAGCAAUGUUGAAGUUAUCGCUACUCUUAAGGACGGCCGACAGAUAUGCUUGGACCCCACCAAGAACUGGGUGAAGGUGAUCAUCAAGGCCAUACUCAAGAAUGCUGAAGACAACAUCUAAUCUCAAUAAGAAGGAACGCUUCAAGAAUCUCUUUAUUGAAAGAAACUGAGCCAUUUUCAAGACAGAACACUUCUAUAACCCAAUGUAUAACUGCAUUGCUAGAAAGAUUUUCUAAGGAUAUGUCACAUAUGUGUUGAAAAAUCUAUUUGAGGAAAGUGUGAAGAAAGAUGUGAUGGGAAAUGAAGGAAAUUGCAACAAACGCCUGAAACGAAGGUGCAGCCGUGACAGCAAAGUGAAUUGGCGACGGAUCUGCUCCCUUGGGGCAUGCACGGGCAAACUAGUACAGUUGCAUCCAGAGGGCUAUGAAUCAGAGCCAGCUUCAAUGCUACCUGUUGUGAGUCAGCAGUGGUUAGAAUGCCAGUUUCAGAAAAUCCAGGCUCAAAUCCCUGUUCAGCCAUGAGAGUAACCCAAUUAAUUUUGGCUAAU